AUGCAAGAAGAGAGCCACAACAGUCGAACAGAUAUGGUAGAAGAUGUGGAGGUGGGGAAUAAGGAAAGCCCUUUAGGGGAGAUCGAGGUCAACUUGGAACAAGAAAAAUCUCUCAUUCGCAAGCAAGAUCUUCGAAUUCUACCCUUAUAUGCACAAGUCGCAGGAAUUCGUUUUCUCCUCGGGGUGCUUGAAGCUGGCCUAUUCCCUGGAUUGGUCUUUUAUCUCACAUUCUGGUAUAAAGUAUCAGAGCGAUCAUUGAGGGUUGCUUUUAUUUUGGCUUCUGCCACCUUGGCUGGUGCAUUUGGAGGAGCCAUUGCAUAUGGAACCGGGCAUAUGAAUGGCGCACAAGGUCUUUCGGCCUGGAGGUGGCUCUUCAUUAUUGAAGGGGCCCCUUCAUGCGCAUCUGCAAUUUUUGUUUGGUUCUUUCUCCCAGAUUACCCAGAGACUUGUCGUUUCUUGAACUCUGAGGACAAGGCACUGGCAAAACAGCGACUCGCUGUGGAAGGAGGCCAGGGUAUGGCUAAAGCAAUGACUUGGAUUGAGGCCAAGGCAGUGUUGACAGAAUGGAGACUUUAUGCCCACUACCUGGUGUACUUUGCUAUAUCCGUACCAUUUUCUAGUCUGUCUCUUCUCACACCAACUAUCACCGCCGGCCUGGGUUAUGAAAAUCUACAGUCUCAGUUGAUGACGAUUCCUCCAUAUGCCGCUGCAUACGUAGUAACUCUUGCGGUCUCCUGGUCUGCAGACUACUUCAAUGCCCGCGGUCUGCAUUCUGCUGUUUUCUCAUUAAUUGGAGCGAUCGGCUUCCUAGCUUCUGCUGUUCUUCCUCCAGACGCUUAUGCGCACCGCUACGGAUGCUUGAUUGUCGCUACCUCGGGGGCAUUCUCAUGUAUUCCUCCCCUCUUGGGCUGGCUGUCUUCCAAUCUCCGCUCAACCGCUGGGAUUGGUUUGGCCAUUGCGAUGAACAUUUCCUUUGGGGCACCUGGCCAAAUAGUAGGUGUCUGGAUUUACAAAUCUGAUCAAGCCAAGAAAGGCUUUCCUACUGGCCAUUGGACUAAUGCAGGGCUCCUGCUGCUUGCUUCGGUCGUAUGUGUUGCUUUAAGACUGUACUAUGGGUGGCUGAACCGACGAUUCCCUCAAGGCCAGAUCAGAUAUGCCUAUUAA
Molecule: messenger RNA, 1164 nt
Organism: Penicillium vulpinum
Lineage: Eukaryota; Fungi; Ascomycota; Eurotiomycetes; Eurotiales; Aspergillaceae
Exons: 5
Coding region: 1-1164 (387 amino acids)
Biological process (GO): transmembrane transport
Cellular component (GO): membrane
Molecular function (GO): transmembrane transporter activity
Source: RefSeq, a predicted model, not a curated record